Molecule: messenger RNA, 1894 nt
Organism: Armigeres subalbatus
Lineage: Eukaryota; Metazoa; Arthropoda; Insecta; Diptera; Culicidae
Product: leukocyte elastase inhibitor-like
Exons: 4
Coding region: 221-1762 (513 amino acids)
Molecular function (GO): serine-type endopeptidase inhibitor activity
Source: RefSeq, a predicted model, not a curated record
CGAUUAGUCAUCCAGCCAGUGCACUGAAUGCCGUGUUCGCGAUCAGUUGUUUUUAUUCGUAGACCCUGAUGCAAAGUGUGCGUCGCGUCGUCCGGAAGAUUAAGAUCGCCCUCAGGGGGAUCAGUUUUAGUUGUUAACUUAUCGGUGGCGGAACCACCGGGAAACUAUUUUUCGCUCAAAGAUAUAAGCUGCAGAGAAACAAAGUGCAAGAGGCACCGAAAUGACGAAAAUGAAGCUGUUGGUGGUUUUGAGUGCUAGUUUGAUGUUAACAGCCGGCCAGAGAAAUCGGAACAAUCUGACUCAGAGAAAUCGCUCCCUUCAACCAUCCACCACUCCAACACCGGCUGAUAACGAGUUUUUCGAUUCACGGAACUGUGAAGCUAUGAACAUUCCUGCCAGUCCCCAAAUGGACCAUUGGGCAUGCCUGUGCAAUCAGUUCGAACUCCAACGGGAAACCUGUGAGCAAGACAUCGAAAAAUAUCUACCUUCACAACCUGGGGCGAAGGUUUGCAUGGAUCACCAACACUAUUACAUUGGCUUGAAUGAUCGAUGCAACUAUGAGCACGAUCUGGAUUCAUCGAAUGAUCCUGCUGGAAAAGCAAUGCAAUUUGCGCUUGAUCUAUUUCAAGCCGCUGAUCCCAAAAACCCAGACGAUAAUUUUAUCGUAAGUCCUCUGUCACCGCAAGUGCUGCUAGCGCAACUGACUGAGGCGUGCUCUGAGAAGGCCCGGAUGGAAAUGAUCAAAGGUUUAAAGUUGAACGGAAAUGAAGCGGCCUCCCUUGUGGAUGCCCUAACUUCCGCGGCCAAUAAGGACUCCACUGCAAACAAACUGGAUAUUGCAUCGGCGUUUUUCAAAGCGAAAAGUAUGAAGCUGUUAGAUGAAUUCCGUGACGAUGCCAAACGGAAUAACAUUAAAAUGAUUGACAUUGAUUUCUCUGAUACGGCACAAGCCGCGCGCACCGUGAACGAAUGGGCGAGUACGAAAACUAGAGGAAACAUUCCACAAGUAAUUUCAGAACAAGGCAUCUCUCCGGACAUGGCAAUGCUACUGGUAAAUGCUAUCUAUUUCAAGGGAACCUGGUUAUACAAGUUUAAUGAAACUGAAACAAAUAGACGGGGUCAAUUCGAAUCGAUGAAAAAUAAAAAAAUGUCCGUCCACAUGAUGUCCCAAACGAAUAAGCUUCGCUUUGGUGAGAUCAACUUCGACAUUUACUCCGAUCCCGAGAAAGGGUUACGUUGGGUCGAGCUGCCCUACGAUGGCGACGAGCUGUCGAUGAUUGUUCUCCUUCCAAAGAUGCGCCACCAACUGGACGAAAUGCUGAGCCAAACUAACGGAAGUCAUCUCCAAGAGAUAUUCAGAGUACUCCGCCGUAAUCACAACCCGAUAAAGAUUCACCUUAAAAUGCCACGAUUUACCAUCCAGAGUUCAGUUUCAUUAGUCCAACCGCUGAAGAAGCUCGGCAUUAAAGAAAUAUUUGAGGAUGAUAGCCCACUGCCAAAGCUAUCGAAAGCGCAAACCCGAGUGGGAGACGUCAAACAGGAUGCUUUUCUCAGUGUUGACGAGAAGGGAACGACUGCCACCGCGGUCAGCAGGGUCACCAUUAUUCCCCUCAGCCUGAACACGUACGACGACAUGGAUUUCAAGUGCGACGAACCUUUCUUGGUGAUGGUAGUCGACAAAACGCGGGAGAUUCCACUGUUCUUGGCUAAGAUUCGGAAGCCACUGAAGACCAAAGACGAUGACAAACGAGCGUUUGGUUAACAGUUGAUCGUACUCAGAAAACAGAUCAAAGCGAUUAAAAUAUACAAUUUUGAUAAUCUGAUGUGCAUAUGAUAAGACUGGGAUACAAUUUUAUAAAAAAGAUCGAGCGCGUCUUAGCCAAAAAAACAAUAA